Symbiodinium pilosum is the source of this 2091-nucleotide messenger RNA. The record is from the annotation of a GenBank genome assembly. NCBI's taxonomy places the organism in Eukaryota, Dinophyceae, Suessiales, Symbiodiniaceae.
AUGACAGACAUCGACUGCCAUGCUGAGCAGCUGGAUGAAGUGGAGGCUUUACAGGCCAUCUUCCCAGAUGAGAUAGAGUUGACUUGUGAUGAUGCAGGACAGGUCGAACUCUCGCUCCUGGUUAGCCCAGACUUGGCUGGUGAGCUUGGUGACAAGCCUCUCCUCCUCCGCGCAGCAGCUCCACCAGAUGAAGCGCCGGAGAUCUCAGGAGGGGGCUAUCCCUCCUCAGGCUCAGCUCCGGGAGUACCGGAUGUGAAGAACACGGUGAGCCAGGACAAGCCGCGCCUGGGGAGGUCUGUAAGCGGCCAGCAUGCUUACGCAGAGUGUGAGGUGCGGCAGCUGCCGCCUGUGCAGCUGCAGCUGAAGCUCCCAGCUGGGUAUCCUGCCUCUGCACCGCCUGACUUUCGCUUGUUCUGCUCUUGGAUAGAUGUAGGAGCCUUGUCCUCUCUCUGCCAAAGCCUGGAUGACCACUGGGAACAAGCAGAAGGGUCUGCCAUCAUAUACACCUGGGUCGAGGCUCUGCGAGUAGAGGUAUUGGAAUUCAUCCUCAAAGGCCCCGGAUCCUCGGACAGAGCUACUCUCACGCUGGAGUCCAGUGACUCAUGCUCUGUUGAGGCAGACCCGCGUGCUGUGUCUGAGUGCGGCACACCCAUGCAAACGCUUCAGGAUUUGCUGCUCUACGAUAAAGGAAAAGGCCUGGACAUUUGGAUGCAGCAGCAGCACGUUUGCAACGUGUGCUUCUCUGAGCACCCAGGCUCACACUUCGUACUCUUGGGGGGCUGCAGCCAUUCAUUUUGCAAGCACUGCGUAAAAGCAAUGGCCCAAAUCCAUGUCACUGAAGGAAGCAUUGCCGAACUGCUGUGCCCAGAGGUAGACUGCCGCGCCGAGAUUGCGCCGAGUGCUUUGACGCAAGUCCUAGAUGAGCAAGGCUACGAGCGGUGGCAAACCCUGAAACUUCGCAAAGCACUGACAACUGCAAACCUGGUUCUUUGCCCGCGCUGUGAAGAGAAUGGACUAGAAACGCCGGUUUUGCCAGAUCCAGUCGAUGAGGAAGAUGAGGCGAUGCCGGUGGCAAGGUGUGAGCGGUGUGGCUAUGUAUUUUGUGCAAAGUGCCUGUCGCUGUACCACGGAAAGGAGCCUUGCCUUGCGCCAGAGGAGCGAGCGCAGCAGGCAGCCAUGCGCCGGCUGGGAACGGCACAGAGCGUGGCUGAGAAGCGCAAGCUGAAGCGUGAGGCGCAGAAAGGAUACCUGGUUUGCGUUGAUGUGGGGGAAGAUAUGCUUCCUAUCGAUGCGGCUGGGCAUUCCACCGAGGACCGUGACAGCGUUGCAGAAGGGGACAAGGUCAUUGCUGUCCAUGCUGGAGUGCCAGACAAGCUGACGGGUCGUGCGUUGUGGGAUGCUAAGUUCGACAAUAUCUGCGAUCUGCCAACAGUUUUAAUGGAAUCUGCGAGGCCCAUCAGCAUCCGUCUGGUCCGCACACGGGCAGACGCUGCAAUUGAGCGGGUUCGCCAGCGGCGACUGAUGGAAGAGCUCCUGACUCUCAAGGAGAUUGCGCGCGAAUCCCAGCCUUGUCCGCAGUGCAAAGUGCGUGUACACCGCACAGCGGGAUGCAACCACAUGCAUUGCAGUCAGUGCCGGGCUCAUUUCUGUUAUCGCUGCGGGGCACAGAUGGACAGCGAGGAUCCCUACGCACACUUCAAAACGGGCAAAUGCCCAACUUUUGAUGAUGCAGAGGUACGGAGGAUUGCAGCACAGGAGAGGCAGCCUGGGUUUGUGGACCAUGAGCUGCAACGCCUGAGAGCUGAGUUUGGAGACCAGAGGGACUUGUUCUUGCAGUUUCAGCAAGCCAAUGGCAUGCAGACAGCGCAUGCUGGAGGGCGAGGAAAUGUGGCUGCUCGGAGACGUAUGGGCGAUGUACCCUGCCCAACCUGUGGACAGUGGAAUGGUCGUGUGGGCAAUCUCAACCACAUUCGCUGCGGCAUGUGCCGCAAUUCUUUCUGUGGCCACUGCAGGCGUCGCAUACAUGGCGUCAUCUCCCACCAUUAUCGAGGAGAGAAUGCUUGCCCGCAGCACUUCCGUGCCCCGGAGUAG